AACCACCGCGAGUGGGUAGCAACAGUUGCCCGGGUGAGGAAGAAGCGCCAUAGCCACGGUAGUCGUGGUGACAAGAACCCAGCAACGAGAAUCAACAACAACAACCCGAUUCAUUGAAUAAAACGUAUUAAAUCAAAAGUACCGCUGGAAAAGUCACUCGGCAUAAGAGUACAAUGGCAACUCCAGUGUAUGUGAGGGAGCUGCAGCAGACCUCCCAGCCCCAAACCGGUGCUUUGACAACAUCAGGGCAGUCUGCCACGGUGACUGCGACCCCGCAACAGUUCCUGGCUGAACUUCACACGACUGUCCCUUCAGCUGCCCCGCCAGCCGGCCAAACCUCACCUCCUCCCGCACAAGCCCAGAAGAGCCAGGCCAUAGUCCAGACCCCGCCCACCCAAGCUCCGCCCACUCAGACUCAGUAUGUCACGGCCGAGAUUCAGAGCUCACCUACACAGUCAAGCAAUGCUCAGAAUACACCACAGUACAUUGUUGUCACGGUCACAGAGGGAUCUCUACAUUCCAGUGACUCUGUAUCUGACUCCAGUCCUCCAUCGGCUGUCGUACAGACUGGUGUUCCCACCCAGGUGGUUCAGCAGGUACAGACGGCCCAACAGAGGUCAGUGGUUCAGGCCACAGCCCAGCCAACAAAAACCGAGCCGGGCACGCAGCUGAAUGUCACCAGCCUACAAUCCGUGCACCUGACACAGGAGAACCCUUUUCUCAGACAGACAGGAGGUGAUGCAGGGAGAGAGAGAGAAUUAAAGCAACAGAGACAGAUAGAGGAGUGGUUGGAGCAUAGGGCAGCAGAAGCACUGCUAGAGACACGCAGUUUAGUUUACGGCUCAGUUAACAGAGGAUUGCUGGAUUACGCAUCCUCACCAUCAUGUUUUCCCCCGUCCCUACCGUUCGUCUGUUCACCCGUGAGAUUUCCCCUGCCCGUCAUGUCACUGGGCUGGGAAACAGAUGGCUUUACCUACACUGCUAUACCUGUGGCAGAAGCACAGUCCUUCCUCUAUGAGAUGUCAACUGCCCAUAGUGUACAGCAGCAACUACAGCAGGUGCCAGUUCAACACGUGUAUACUAACCAGGUGCAGUAUGUGGAAGGAGGAGACAACAACUACACAACCAGCACAAUUCGCUCCAGCAGUUUUCCUUACACGGAGACCCCUCUGUACACUCAGACCACUGCCGGACAGUACUACGAGACCACUCCCGCCUCAGCCUCUGAGGCCACGUCGCCCGGCACCCCUCUCACCGUCUCCGUAACCACAGGAUCCCCGGGAUUGUCCAUGUUCGUGACGGAGGCAGGCCAGAUCGUGGCCAAUCCCACGGCCACCGCAGGAGGGGGGGUGACGGCCGUAGUGGCGACUUCUGGGCCGGCGUCCAACGGCUCAGGAGACUCCGGGAGCGAAGCUAACGGCAGUGGGCCGAGUUAUGUGAUUCAGGGAGGCUACAUGCUCGCCGGCGGAGGGAGCGGCAGCAGCGGAAACGGUUACACGCACCCCACCCGCGCCUCUCCGACCACCGUGAGUAUAAACGAAGGCGAGGAGAAUAGCGUGCCGUCGGCAGACAAAAAGCUGUCCUCUGGCCCUCAGGUGCAGUGGUUACUGGAUAACUAUGAGACAGCAGAAGGGGUGAGUUUGCCCCGAUCCACACUCUACUGCCACUACCUGUUACACUGCCAGGAGCAAAAGCUGGAACCUGUCAACGCGGCUUCCUUCGGGAAACUCAUACGCUCGGUGUUUAUGGGGCUGAGGACCAGGCGCCUGGGCACACGAGGGAAUUCUAAAUAUCACUACUAUGGUCUGCGGAUCAAAGCGAGCUCGUCCCUGAUCCGACUGAUGGAAGACCAGCAACACCUGGCCAUGAGACAGCAGCCCUUCUCUCAGAAACAGAGGUUGAAGCCGGUCCAGAAGGUGGAGGGAAUCACAAACGGGAUGUCUUCCGGAUCCGGGCAGCAGCAACAACAGCAGAGUUCCGGUCUGUCUGACAUCAGCACUCAGGUGCAGCAGUACCAACAGUUUCUAGAUGCAUCUCGAGCUCUCCCAGAGUUCCCUGACGUCGACCUCCAGGGUAAACCAUUACCAGAGGGGAUUGAGCUUGAACAUCUCAAGGGCUUUCAGCUGCUCUACAGAGAACACUGCGAGGCCAUUCUGGAUGUGAUGGUCAACCUGCAGUUUCCUCUAGUGGAGACGCUGUGGAAAACAUUUUGGAGGUUCAGCGAAAAUCAGGCAGGAGACGCAGCGUUAGCUGUGCACGAUGAAUCGGAGAAGCGACUGCCCAAGUCAUGUCUCGUUCUGCUCUGUAAAUAUGACCCAGUGUUGCGCUGGAGCCGCGACUGUGACAACACGCUGUACCAGGGCCUGGUGGAGAUGCUCAUCCCUGACGUUCUGAGACCCAUUCCCAGUGCCUUAACGCAAGCCAUCCGAAACUUCGCCAAGAGCCUUGAGAGUUGGCUGACUAAUGCCAUGAUGAACAUUCCUGAGGAGAUGGUUCGCGUCAAGGUGACGUCUGCGAGCGCGUUUGCGCAGACCCUGCGCAGGUACACCUCUCUCAAUCACCUGGCCCAGGCAGCACGGGCCGUACUGCAAAACACGGCACAAAUCAGCCAGAUGCUCAGCGACCUCAACCGAGUCGACUUCGCUAACGUGCAGGAACAGGCCUCUUGGGUAUGCCGAUGUGAGGACCGGGUCGUCCAGCGAUUGGAGCAGGACUUUAAACUGACCCUCCAGCAGCAGAACUCUCUUGAACAGUGGGCGGCCUGGCUGGAUGGCGUGGUCUCACAGGUUUUAAAGCCAUAUCAGUCGAGCACGGCCUUCCCUAAAGCAGCUAAACUCUUUCUGCUCAAAUGGAGCUUUUACAGCUCUAUGGUGAUCAGAGAUCUGACCCUCCGCAGCGCAGCCAGCUUCGGCUCAUUUCAUCUUAUCCGUCUGCUCUAUGAUGAAUACAUGUAUUAUCUGAUAGAGCACAGAGUUGCUCAAGCCAAAGGAGAAACACCUAUUGCUGUCAUGGGAGAGUUUGCAAGUCUUGGCCGAAGUUUAAACCCACUGGAUCCUGAUAAAGAUGACGAAGAGGAGGAGGAGGAAGAGAGCGAGGACGAGUGCCAGGAGUUGUCUUUGCAGUCGGAUGGCGGCACCAUCGGCGACGAAUCUCUGGAACCGCCUGCCAAACUGGCUCGAACCGACCAGAGGAUCCUGUUCAGCACAGGCAGCAUGGACAACUGAAAACUUACAAUACACACAUGCAUAUAAACGCGGAUAGAGAAAUACAAUGUGCAUACAAUGUGCACACACACACACAUCAUUUGUGCACCUAAACCAACACACACACAUCUGUAAAGUGCUGCAGCCUACACAUUUACACAUCCCUGAACAUUUUCCUGCCUGUGAUUGUCUCGAAUAUAAACACUACGCACUGUAACGCAUACGUGACUCAUAACAUGAACACAGUCACCUCCCAAAGUUUCAUAUCGAGAAACAGGGUUGUGAAACAUUAAGGAUCUCCCGUAACAAGUGUGGGUGAUUAUCAGUCACAAAAAAAAGAGUUUUCGAAUCUAAACUUCAUUUUGUCUGAAUACAAACAAAAACUGCUGCAGACUACCGUUUGUUCGUGAUGGGCCGAGCCCUGGUUGGCUUCUAAAUUCAAAGUUGUCAUUCAAUCUUUAACAGCCUAUAAAAAUGGGACUGCAUCUGUGUAGUGAGAAAAAGAACCACCUAUUAGUGUCUGUUUGUGUGUUGAUGUAUCCUUUCUGCCUUUCAGUGUGCUGUUCGUGUGGUGGUGAGUGAUCCCUAUCGUUUUAAUUGGCUAGGAUGAAAAGUGUGUGGUUUCGUGACUGUGUGUGAAGUUGCACGUGUGAAUGACUGAUUCUCAACAAAUGUUGAUAGUUGUGUUGUCAUAGGUAUUUUGAAAGACAUACAGCCUUUUUUCAGUUCCGAAUGCCUUUGGCGACUGCCAUGUCAUUUGCUGUUUAUAGCAUAUUAUAGCCCAGCUUUUUGGUAAAACUCCCACAAGCCUCUGGGCACGUGCUUUUUUUUAGGGCUAGUCUAUGCAUACCUCUGAAAACAGUUUGUCAUUUAGCACUACCGUGGUUUUUGGCAUUUAUGAAAAAGCGAGAAAGAAGAAAUGAAUUUCUUCUCAUUUCAUUUUUUGAGAUUUAUGUUAUGUGGUUGUGUGACGCUUUCCUGUCCUAUUUUAUUUGUUGCACUUUUUCCUUUUGCCAUAUGUCGUUCUAAACAUACAAGACAUUAAAUGUUUCCAGCCUUAUGUUUUAUGGUCACAAAGUGACAAUCUGUGUGUACAGUGUUGUCUCACACUGUUUAGUGAAUAUGUGAUGGUUUGCUGUGUAUUUGGGAUUUUGGGGAUAAGAUAUUUACUAGAACCCCUUCAAACACACUUAACAUGAGCACUGCCCCUAUGGUGUCCCGUAAGUAGAAAAAUUAAAAGAGGAUUUCUGGAAAAAAUGAUUUGCUCGCCCUUAAUGUUGUUCCAAUCUUUUAUGCAUUUCUGCUUUAAUAGGACAAUUCUUGAACCAUUUUUGUGCUCCAAAGACAAAAUAAACAGCAUACGAGUUUGAAAUGACAUUAGAAUGAGCAAAUAACCAAAUUUAUGUCCUAUAUAGUUAAAUGAAACAUACUUUUAUCAACCUUUGUGUGUUGUAUAUGACCACUGGCCUUGUUCUACCCUGUUUAAAGUACUUGUAUUCCAUCUCAUUCUAUAUAGAUGUAAACUAGGAUUAAUGCUACUGUAUAUUUGACGAAAUAGUAAUCUGUGACGUAGUGCACAAGGUGUUGACUGAUCUCAGACCAGCAUGUUCUUUUUCCUUCGAUUCUCUUGAAAGAACCACAAGAAGGCAUAUCACAAAAUCCUUAGAUCCUCUCUCUUUAUGACAUCCACUUUCAUAACAAAAUGAAUUUCCCCUUUUCACAGUCUAUUCAGAUUCUUGCUCAAGAAGAAAAAAAUGUGUGGCCGUGUUUGAGUAACCAUGGGAAUGGUUGUGCCUUUGAAGUUAUCAAAUGAAAUCCAGAUGUUUUUAAUUUAAAAUAUGAAUAAAUGAAUGAUUUCUAUAAUUGUGAA
Messenger RNA from Triplophysa dalaica, 5073 nucleotides. RefSeq names its product regulatory factor X, 1a (influences HLA class II expression) (gene rfx1a). Gene Ontology annotation, cellular component: nucleus. Gene Ontology annotation, molecular function: DNA-binding transcription factor activity, RNA polymerase II-specific; RNA polymerase II cis-regulatory region sequence-specific DNA binding. Gene Ontology annotation, biological process: regulation of transcription by RNA polymerase II. The record is from RefSeq and is a predicted model, not a curated record. Lineage: Eukaryota; Metazoa; Chordata; Actinopteri; Cypriniformes; Nemacheilidae.